AUGGUAUCAGUUUUGCUUGUGUUGAAAGAUAAGUGUCUGGGAGCAAGGGUAAACAGAAACAAAGCUCAUUCGAAGGUGGUGGACGUUACAACAUUCGGUGCCAAGGGCGAUGGAGUGGCCGAUGAUACCAAGGCAUUUCUAAGGGCAUGGGAAGCAGCCUGCAACAAGGAUUCGGCUACGCUACACAUUCCAGUUGACCACCGCUUUCUUGUUGGACCUCUCACCUUCUCGGGACCCUGCAAAUCGAACAUUGUAUUUCAGGUUGAUGGAAGUAUUAUCGUACAAGUGAAUCCAAAGGCCUGGACAUCUAAACUGGUGGAAUGGAUAAAUUUCGAGAUACUCAACGGGAUUACUAUCGCCGGCAAGGGCACUCUUGACGGACAAGGGGCAGUUUGGUGGAAGAUUUCCAAACUACAAGAUGAGGUGAAUGAUAGCAGAUAUAGUGGAAGCAGUUUACUAAGUGUGAGACCAACGGCGUUGAGAUUCUAUAAAAGUUACGACGUGAGCGUGCAAGGCAUUACCAUACAAAACAGUCCCAAAUGCCAUCUAAAGUUUGAUUUCUGCACUUCUGUUAAAGUCGUUGGCGUGACAAUCUCCUCCCCUGCAGAUAGCCCAAACACAGACGGAAUUCAUCUCCAAGACUCUCGCGAUGUUGAAAUUCACCAUUCCUCAAUGGCAUGCGGAGAUGACUGCGUGUCAAUACAAACAGGUUCGUCAGGGAUCCGCAUUCACAACAUCAAUUGUGGCCCUGGUCAUGGUGUGAGUAUUGGAGCACUUGGAGAAGAUGGAACAAAAGCCUGCGUUUCCAAUGUGAGCAUCUAUGACAUCAAAAUCCACGAUGCUUCCAAUGGAGGCCGGAUCAAAACAUGGCAGGGAGGAUCUGGAAGGUUGAAAAGCGUAUCCUUUUCCAACAUAAAGGUUUCCAACGUUCGAGUGCCCAUUAAUAUCGAUCAAUUUUACUGUCAUGAUAAGCCUUGCAGCAAUCAUACCUCAGCGGUAUUUAUAUCAGACAUCACUUAUGAGAAAGUCACAGGCACUUACUUGGACACUCCAGUUAAUUUGGCUUGCAGUGACGAUGUGCCCUGUACUCAUUUAAAGUUUAAAGGUAUUGAACUUCAGCCUGCUGAUAGAGAUGAGAAGAGUCCCUUUUGUUGGAAUAGCUAUGGAGAACAACAAUCAGGUGCUGGGUGCCUGAAAACUGGAACCCCACCCAAUGACCCUUCCCUCGGUCACUCUCCCAAAGAUGCAUGCUAA
This is a messenger RNA of Cryptomeria japonica (Japanese cedar), 1254 nucleotides long. RefSeq names its product polygalacturonase At1g48100-like. Gene Ontology annotation, biological process: carbohydrate metabolic process. Bases 1 to 1254 code for a protein of 417 amino acids. The transcript is spliced from 8 exons. The record is from RefSeq and is a predicted model, not a curated record. NCBI's taxonomy places the organism in Eukaryota, Viridiplantae, Streptophyta, Pinopsida, Cupressales, Cupressaceae. Gene Ontology annotation, molecular function: polygalacturonase activity.